AUGAAAACCUUCGCCAGACCAUUGCGGUCUUGCAAUGGAUAUCCACAACGCCUCUACACCUCGAGGACUUUCGCGCGAUCCUCCAUUGCAUCGCGUCACCCAUCGCCUUCAGCCCAUAAGUGGUCCCAUCCACCCAGCUCCACAACCAUCGCCGACGAUGAUGUAGCAAGCCUUGCUAGUGAGCAAUUACAUUCCCUCAGCUUGGCAGACCUGGUAAAAGAGGGACGCCCUCCGCUCUCUGAGAAAGCACUGUUUUCUUCAGCGAACUUCACCCUCUCACUCCUUCCAAUCCGUCUGGCACAUAGAAUACAAGCUUUACGCAAUCUGCCCUUCAUUGUGGUAUCGAAUCCGAACAUCUCCACCAUAUACAACAACUACCUACAUUCUCUAUCGACUCUACUGCCAUACAAGUCUAGGACCAUAUCUACACUCGAGGAAGAGAUCAAAUUUACGAGUGUGCUCGCGGAUUUGGUGGAGACACAUUCACAUACAAUCCCAACACUAGCUAGAGGCUUCCUUGAGUGCAGGAAAUACAUCAACCCAGAAGAGGUCACCAGAUUCUUGGAUGAACAUCUGCGAGCCAGGAUAGGAACGAGGCUGAUCGCCGAGCAGCACAUUGCCUUACAUCUCUCAUCACAGCCCCAUCAAGACACAAACGCCAACGCCCCAGAAGGAGACCUCUCGUCUUCAUACAUUGGAGUCAUUGACACGGCUUUACAGCCAGCGUCGAUUAUCAACUCGUGCGGAAACUUUGUCUCGGAAAUCUGCGAGCUAAAGUAUGGCGUACGACCAACAUGGAUAAUUGAUGGAGAGCCGGGCACAACCUUUGCGUACGUGCCUGUGCACUUGGAAUACAUUAUUACGGAGCUGCUGAAGAAUGCCUUCCGUGCAACAGUUGAAUCAGGAAGAUCUCACGAGCCAGUCGUCAUCACCAUUGCCGCAGAGCCGGAGUCACCUAGAGGCGGGCUUUCCAGGUCAGAAAGAGGGACUAACAACGCCCCAAUCGACAGCAACUCCCCUAUCAGACCAUUCGAGGAUCCGGCACCUGGAGUCACCAUUCGCAUACGCGACAGAGGAGGUGGAAUCAGCCCGGAGGUUCUGCCUGAUAUCUGGUCUUAUUCAUUUACUACCUUUUCGGACGAAGAAUUGCCAGGCAGUGGAGGUGGAAGUAUGGAUGCACUCAAUGCUCUGUCCGGUGCUGGUGGAGGAGAAGGGAGCUCUAUUGCUGGCUUGGGCUAUGGAUUACCGCUUGGAAGAGCCUAUGCGGAGUACUUUGGUGGGGGAAUCGCAAUGCAAAGUCUGUAUGGCUGGGGGUGUGAUGUCUACCUCAGGCUUAAGGGACUCGGCAAACCUAAAAGUUGA
This is a messenger RNA of Cadophora gregata, 1362 nucleotides long. RefSeq lists its product as uncharacterized. The coding region runs from base 1 to 1362 and encodes 453 amino acids. Lineage: Eukaryota; Fungi; Ascomycota; Leotiomycetes; Helotiales; Ploettnerulaceae. Gene Ontology annotation, cellular component: mitochondrion. Gene Ontology annotation, molecular function: pyruvate dehydrogenase (acetyl-transferring) kinase activity. The transcript is spliced from 2 exons. Gene Ontology annotation, biological process: regulation of glucose metabolic process; protein phosphorylation. The record is from RefSeq and is a predicted model, not a curated record.